This is a messenger RNA of Penicillium soppii, 225 nucleotides long. RefSeq lists its product as uncharacterized. The transcript is spliced from 2 exons. The record is from RefSeq and is a predicted model, not a curated record. Lineage: Eukaryota; Fungi; Ascomycota; Eurotiomycetes; Eurotiales; Aspergillaceae. Bases 1 to 225 code for a protein of 74 amino acids.
AUGUUUAACCGAAACCCACGUCUUGCUCUCAGAAUGAGUCGGCUUUUGUCGGCUCCUAUACCUCGGAGCCCUGCUUUACGAAUCAAAACCAUGGCUUCUAGCGCGCCGAAGUACGGCCUGGAGGCCAGUAUAAACGAACGAGGCAUAUGCACUCACAAGCGACUAAUGUCGCUGGACAAGUCUGGUUGUCCGGCCAGAUACCUACAGAUGGCUAAGGGAAACUGA